Molecule: messenger RNA, 1645 nt
Organism: Rubroshorea leprosula
Lineage: Eukaryota; Viridiplantae; Streptophyta; Magnoliopsida; Malvales; Dipterocarpaceae
Source: the annotation of a GenBank genome assembly
AACUCACUUAUAAUAACGUUAUUCUUUGUUUUUUUCUUCCCAUUUUGAUAACAUCAAUCUUCACAUGGAAGCUUUUGUUAGGUAAUGAAAAGAGAGAUGCCAACAGAACUCAGCGUGGCAAAAGAGAUUCCCCUGGCCUCGACGUUUUCCCUUUGGAUUGGUCCAAACAAACAGAGUACGUAACAAUGCUGAGGUGCUCCGAAUGUCAGGCCUUAUGAUUCCACGAUUUUAUUCGUUUUUGGUUGACCUAAUACGGAGGAUGACAACAACCGCCCACAAUACUAAAUCACUGCAAAACUCAACAAAUGUAGCCAAUCUUGUACCUUUUUCCCCAAUCCUUUUCGGCUGUUCCCAUGGAGAUGACCUGCAUGUAUUUGAAAGAGCAACGGAGACCUGAUUUAGUCAACUGAACAUUGAGAGAUCAGAUACCAUGUUAAAUGGAGCCAAAUUCAAGUUGACAUUAACAUAGGCAAAAUAGACGGGCUACCUACUUUCAUCAUAGGCUCAAAACCCUUGUUUCCCUUAUAUAAAGCAAACAACUUUCACCUUUCACCCAACUCUUUCCAAUGGAGCACUACCACUUCCAGAGGCAGCAACAAGGUGCUUCAGCCCCCAAACAGAGCAAGUUUGAUGAGAGAAUUGGUGGGAGUGGUAACAGCAAGAGCAAGUACAUUGGCGUGAGACAGAGAUCUUCAGGGAAAUGGGUGGCAGAGAUCAAAGACACCACACAGAAGAUAAGAAUGUGGCUAGGGACCUUCGAAACAGCUGAGGAAGCUGCUAGGGCUUAUGAUGAAGCUGCUUUCCUUCUCCGCGGUUCCAACACACGCACCAAUUUUGCUAUGCAUGUAUCCACCAACUCCCAUGUCUCUUUGAAGAUCAGAAACCUCCUUAAUCACAAAAGGAGUUUAAAACAGGGCACUUCAACAACUACCCAGAAGAAAACCGCAAGAAGUACCGUAGUUAUUAGCAAUAGUAGCAAAAGUGGCAGCAAUGAUAGUUACCAAUCCAGUAAGAGCAAUAGUGAUCUUCUGUGUAAUGAAAUGAAACAGGGCAUUAUGGUCUCUGAAGAUGUAUAUAGACCAGACUGGAGCAGAUGCACCAGUACCCCUCAGUUUGGGAAUUUAUGGGCUACCCCAGUAGUGUUUGAUCAGUUUCCACCUACCCAAGAAGGAUUAAUGGAGCUGCCCAAUAAUGCUGGCCUAAACUCUGAUGCAACUGGCCUGGAGAUAUUUGACCCAGAAAUGAUGAAGGUUGAAAGGCUGGUAACAGCAUCAAUGUACGAAAUGAAUGGGGUGGAUUCAUACCUGGAGAAUGGAUUUGAUCCAAUUGAUGCUCCCUGGGAUCUUCACACACUUUCUCAGUUGUUCUGUCCAAGCUGAUUGUUCCUCUCUUUAUCUGCUAUGUAAUCUGAAAUACAUGAGAAGUAGAAGAAACAGGCAUCUGUAUUCCCAAUGGAUGAGCAAUUUAAGUAUGUUCUAUGUUUGUAACUUCGAUGAUUAGGUUUCUAGCCAUGCUAGAAGGGACAUAACCCUUUAUUCGCCUUUUCUCUUUAAAUUUGAUAUUAUCCAAGGCAAAAUUUCAUUACUCUCUUGUCACUGUUCUGAGCCCUUUGGAAUUUAAUGUUAUGCACCAUUAUCAUAGAAUU